Molecule: messenger RNA, 1128 nt
Organism: Dovyalis caffra
Lineage: Eukaryota; Viridiplantae; Streptophyta; Magnoliopsida; Malpighiales; Salicaceae
Source: the annotation of a GenBank genome assembly
AUGAAAAUAAAUCUGUUGUUAGUUGUAGCAAUAACAACGUUAGUGGCAAUCCUAUCAAUAUUCCUGAGGAGUCCAACUGAUCUCUUUGGACCACCCACCAUUCCAACAUCUCAUGACAAUCUUCAGUCUGCAAAGAUUCUUCAUGUCAAUGGGGCUGUAGGACCAGAGAGCUUGGUUUUUGACCCCAAUGGAGAAGGACCCUAUACUGGUGUUGCUGAUGGCAGAAUUCUCAAAUGGGUUGGAGGAGAUGAUGGUAUUGGAAGCUGGAUUGAUUUUGCUACCACCACUUCUAAUAGAAAUGAGUGCGUUCGCCCAUUUGCACCUGAAAUGGAACAUGUCUGUGGACGGCCAUUAGGACUAAGGUUUGAUAAGAAAACUGGAAAUCUCUACAUUGCUGAUGCCUACUUGGGUCUUCACGCUGUUGGUCCAACUGGAGGUUUAGCCACACCAGUUGUCACUGAAUUUGAAGGCCAACCCUUGCGUUUCACCAAUGAUUUGGAUAUUGAUGAUCAGGAAGAUAUGAUUUACUUCACAGAUACAAGCACAGUCUUCCAAAGAAGACAAUUUAUGUUAUCACUCUUGAGCAUAGACAAGACAGGUAGGUUACUGAAAUAUGAUCAAUCAAGCAAAGAAGUAUCAGUCUUAGCUCGAGGCCUUGCUUUUUCCAAUGGUGUAGCAUUGAGCAACGACCGCACCUUUUUGCUAGUAGCCGAAACCACCACUUGUCGGAUUUUAAGGUUUUGGCUUCAUGGCCCUAAUGCUGGAAAGUCUGAUGUUUUUGCUGAGCUUCCAGGAUUCCCCGACAAUAUCCGAAGGAAUAAGAAAGGGGAGUUUUGGGUAGCUUUGCAUGCUAAAAAGGGACUUUUUGCGAAGUUGGUGCUUUCAAAUUCAUGGAUUGGGAAAACGUUGUUAAAACUUCCACUCAGCUUUAAGCAACUGCACUCACUGUUAGUAGGAGGAAAGGCACAUGCUACUGCUAUAAAGCUGAGCGAAGAAGGAAAAAUUGUGGAAGUUUUAGAAGACUGCGAAGGAAAAACGUUGAAGUUUAUUAGCGAAGUGGAGGAGAAGGAUGGGAAGCUCUACAUUGGUUCAGUACUAAUGCCUUUUCUUGGCACUUACAAUUUGUAA